AGCUGAGAGCAGCGGGGUUGGACUGGAGUGACAUAAAAGGUGGAUGGAGUCCUCACUUCAUCCGAACCAGAAUCUACCACACACACAGCGACCUGUGCUGCUGACUUCUGAGAGGAACACAAAGGCACAUCCAAGAUGCAGAGGUGCUUCGGGAUUUUUUGCGUGUCGCUCAUCUUUUGCGCAACUCUCUCUGAGACCAUAGGGUUGGUUAUUGCGGCGAAGGAGAAACGUGGCUGGACUCUGAAUAGUGCUGGCUACCUGUUAGGUCCGCGUCGUAUUGAUCACCUAAUUCAGAUAAAGGAUUCUCCCAGUGCCAGAGCCAGAGAGGAGCUGGUCACUCAAUAUGGAAUAGAUGGACACAGGACACUAGGAGACAAAUCAGGUCUGGCUGGCAAGAGGGACAUGGGCCAGGAGGAGGACUUCAGAACAGGUGCUCUGAGAAUAGCUGAUGGAGACAUCAUUCACACUGUCAUUGACUUCCUGUCAUACCUCAAACUUAAAGAGAUGGGAGCCUUGGACAGCCUGCCUUCCUCUGUGACGUCAGAUGAACUGGCCAACCCAUAAUGUUUCUGCCAACUAGCAGUUAAUCUCCCUCUACCCAAGUGUACGUUUCUGCUGGGUUCCCUUUGCCCUAAAUAUCAUCUUAUUGUAGCUACAUUCACACUCUGAAUUUGCCCUGGUACUAAAGAUCUGAUUCUGAAACUCUUUGUGACAGAGACUGAUUGUCCCUCAAUACAAAUGUCAGAUCUUUCUGCUCCUGUGUAAAUAAAACUUUAUAUCCCCUAAAGGUCAGCCAGUGCUGACUACUACUGACUGUAGGUGCACC
Molecule: messenger RNA, 826 nt
Organism: Larimichthys crocea (large yellow croaker)
Lineage: Eukaryota; Metazoa; Chordata; Actinopteri; Sciaenidae
Gene: gal
Product: galanin/GMAP prepropeptide
Exons: 7
Coding region: 136-564 (142 amino acids)
Biological process (GO): neuropeptide signaling pathway
Cellular component (GO): secretory granule; extracellular region
Molecular function (GO): neuropeptide hormone activity; galanin receptor binding
Source: RefSeq, a predicted model, not a curated record